UUGUCCUGCCCCUCGAUGAAGAAGGCACGGGGAGAGAGGGGGGCAGUGGGUUUCUCUCCCUUAUACAGCUCCCUGCCAGGUUUCCUGCCCCGCUCUCAGGGCUCCUUCGCUGUGCCCCGACGGGGACAUAGCCUUUCAUCCAGGCACAGGCGGUUCCUCCCUUCCAGUGGAGCCUCCCUCAGCUGCCAUGGCCAGCGGCGGGGAUUCAGACGGCGAGCAAGUGGUGCCUGAUGAAGAGAAGGAUGGCCCAGACGUGAAAUCAGUGCAGGCCCACUACCUGCGCAGCCCUUCACCCAGUCGGUACUCGAUGAUUUCGGACACUGAUACCGAGAGCAUAUUCAUGGAGCCUAUCCAUCUGUCAUCUGGUGUGGCUGCCAAACAAAUAAUCAGUGAAGUUAAUUGUCAGUUUGUUCCAGAACUGAAGACGAAGCACAUCAAGGUAGAUGCAGUGUGUCCCAAGAUGUUAGAGUCUGCACAGCAGUUGAUGGUGGAAGACCUGUACAACCGAGUUAAGGAAAAGAUUGAUGACACCAGCUUGUUUAACACUCCGUGUGUCAUGGACUUGCAGAGGGCACUUGUAAAGGACAGGCUGGAGACUCCCAGAGAUGCUGUGGAUGAAGUCUGGCCUAAUGUCUUCAUAGCAGAAAAGAGUGUUGCAGUGAACAAAAGUCGUUUGAAGAGGCUGGGCAUUACACAUGUCUUGAAUGCAGCUCAUGGUACAGGUGUAUACACAGGACCAGAUUUCUACAAUGGUCUGAAUAUCCAAUACAUGGGCAUUGAAGUGGAUGAUUUUCCAGAUAUGGAUAUCUCCAAACACUUCCAUCCAGCUGCAGAGUUCAUGGAUGAAGCACUGCUGACUUACAGGGGAAAAAUCCUUGUCAGCAGUGAAAUGGGAAUCAGUCGCUCAGCUGUGCUGGUGGCUGCUUACCUGAUGAUCUAUCACCAUAUGACCAUUCUGGAGGCUCUGAUGACUCUGAGAAAGAAGCGUGCCAUUUACCCCAAUGAUGGCUUCCUCAAACAGCUAAGGGAGCUUAACGAGCAAUUACUGGAGGAACGAGAGCUGGAGCAUACUGGAGAUGAAGAUGUCACUCCUAGUCAAAGUCCUGUCACCCACCCUGGGACAUCUUCCCGGCUGUCUGGAGCUAAGGACUCCGAAAGUGUCAUAGGACCCAAAGCACACUCCAUCACAGUAGAAGAAGAAGACAACAUCAGCAUGCUAAGUAGUUUUAUGAGCUCUUCAUCAGUGGGAAAAACUAGCUGGGUUUCCAAACGCUCCACCCUCAUCAGUGAGGAGGAAGAGGAACAGUUGUAUGAGGAAUGGAGGAAGAAACAAGGCCUACCUGCAAAGGAAUCAGCAACUGAGAAUGGAAAAAGAGUGUCGCCAAGGCUUCUGGCUCAGGAACGGGAGCAAUAUGAGGAGGAUGUAGAUCGGAGGAUCCAUGACUGGCAGUGCAGAAAUGAGAAAUACCAAAUGGAGGGUCCACCCAGAGAGGAGGAUGGAAAUUCUUACAUGGGAGGAAGACCUUACCAAUCAGGUGAAUUUAGUGAUGAUGAGAGUGUGAGCAGUUUUGAGAUCCGAACCCUAAAGCGACAGUUGGAAGCAAGCAGCUUUAGCAGGAUGAGGAGGAGCCGCUCAGACUCCAUGUCUUCAGAGAGCACUUGGGACAUGUGGAACCAGAGGCUGAUGGAGAUUGAGAAGGAAGCUGUCCAGAGGUAUCGUUCUAAGAAUAAGAAUGGUGGCGAGAGACAAUCCCCAGAAACAGGAAGAAAGGAGAGGGAUGUGGAUGAGGAAAGCGUGUUGUCAGAAUGUAGCUCCUUCUAUAAUUUCUGCCAAAAGAACAAAGACAAGUUGACUCCUCUAGAAAGGUGGAAGAUCAAAAGGAUCCAGUUUGGCUUUCACAAGAAGGAUUUAGAAUCAUCAUCGUCUUCUGCACCAUCUCCAGCAGAAGAUGGCAGCCAGACUGGUGAGGAGGGGACUGAAGGGAAGAAUUUGUCAGAUGUUAACCUGAGUGCUUACCAGGCUUGGAAAAUGAAGCGGCAGAAGAAGGUGGGCUGUGAAAGCAAGGAGGAAUUUGUAGAGUUUGCCAAAAGUGAAGAUUCUGCUUCAGCUAAAAAGAAGCAGAGACGUGUAGAACUCCUUGAACGUUCAAAGAAAAUUUUAGAAGAAAGCCAGUCCAUGUGCAGCUGGGAGACAGACAGCACAAUGAGUGGGAGCAUCCCGCUGUCUGCUUUCUGGGCCUCAGCGCCCUCUGCGAAUGGUGCUGAGGAUGCAGCUUCUACACUGAGCAUGAAGACAAAUCAUUCAUCUUUAUCACAGGCCAGGAGCAGCACCGGGGCAACACAGCCAAAUAUUCCCCUUCCCAAUCUCCCAGUUGGCCCAGGUGACACGAUAUCUAUGGCAAGCAUUCAGAACUGGAUUGCUAACGUGGUCAAUGAAACCAUUGCUCAAAAGCAAAAUGAGAUCAUGAUGCUGUCCCGUCCAUCGUCUGCAAUGGCCUCCAGUGUAAUGUCAGGAGACCUUGGCAGGCGUGUAGAUGAUGAUAAGAUUUCCCUUCUCAGUUCUCAGUGCGGCUCAUCUUUUUCUGCCUCUCAUCUCGGUCAGCAGGACGUGCACAGGGCUGAGUCUCAGUCUGUCCUGUCUUGCAAUACCUCUGUAAGUGGGAGGGCAGAAGGGACUAGUUCGAACAUGAAGACUAUGCAAACAAGCAAACCACUGUAUAGCCUCUUUGCCGAUGAUGUUGACCUAAAGAAACUCAGCAGGAAGGAGAAGGAGAUGCAAAUGGAAAUGAGAGAGAAAAUGUCAGAUUACCAAAUUGAAAAGGUGAUAAGUGACAAUAAACGCAGCACUCUAUUUAAAAAAAAGGUGACCAAAGGUGAGCAAAGUGAAGUAGAAGGUGAUGUGGAGAGUAUAACGAACAACUACAGGCACCCAUUGCAAGCAGAUCUAGACAGAAACGAUACAGUCUUUACUCUAUCCAGUCUAUCUGCAAACACAGGUGCACUGAAGUCAGAAGUAGAGACUGAUGUUACCAAGUGGCUCAAUAGCCUGAAAACAGAAAAACAGUCAUCAUAUCAUGAUCAAAGUGAGAAUUUCAGAGAGAAAUACAGCAGGUCAUCCAAAGUAAGAGAGAUGGAUUCUGAAACAUCCAGUUACAGAUUCUCCAGAUCCCAGAGAGAAGAGCUUGACAGUUCUUCCUAUGAGUCAAAAGGAGAUUCACUGAGAACCAUGUCAAGAUUUUCCUCUGCUUCGGCAAAAGAGGACAAAAAGAUGUAUAAGUUCACAAGGUCAAGGGUCAGUGAGACGGCAAGUUCUGGUGAAAAAAGCCCAGAACUGCAUGUUUUCAGCCAAACACCAGAACCAUCCUUUGACUCCGAAUCCCCUCAAUCAUCUACACAGAGUCGAGUCAGAUCUCAUCAUGUGGAGGCGUGUGAAGAGGAGGCCAUGUCAGACAUGUCAGAAUUUGGAGCUAAGAGAAAGUUCACCCAGAGCUUUUCAAAGUCUGAAGAGAAUGGAAAGAAAGAGGCAAAAGUGGAACAAAGUGAAGAGAGAUUUGCAUCUAGACAGUUCUCUCAGUACAAGCGAAGUGUGCGUAAAGAGGAGGAAGAAGAAUUGGAUGAUGAUGCUAUUAUUGCUGCAUGGAGAAGCCGACUAGAAGAAACUACAGCAAAGCUCCGUCGGAGAAAGGAAGAGUGACCAAGGAUCAGAUUAGAGGAACACAAGCAGAGUGUAAGAGUCCCAGAAUCACUCAUCAUUAUAUUUCUGAUAAUCCUUUGUGGUUUGCAGGGCAUUUCCUGCAGAUAGUUCUUUUCUUAAUCAAAAGCGAUAAAGGGAAGAGGUCAAGUUUUGGAAGUGUUUGUGGUUUUUCAGAAAGAAGAUGCUAGUAUUAAAUGAUCAAUGUAGGUAGGAACACAGUGUUAGAAGCCAGGUGAUGUUUCAGGAGCAAAGUAAUGGUAGCACCUCCAUUCAAAAGACAAUCACAUCUCAUUUUGAUUAUUUCAAUUUCCUAGUUUUGUUAAAGACCGAACAUACAUUUUUCUAGGACUUUUUUGAUCAUAAAAGGCAGAAGCCAACAGCUUUUCUAGGAACUUGAAGAGUUCCUGUCUUGAUCAAUUUUACUUGAGAAGAUAUUGCUAGAAAGGCUCCAUUUUCUUUUCCAGUCUUAUAAAUGCCUACAGAAAUAAGACUGUUCAGGAGAAUACAGGCACUGUUUUCUUUCACUGAGUAGAUGAAGUAAAGUCAAAUGCUAGAAAAAAGAAAAUGCCUCCUUCUUUUUAGAAGUAUAAGGCAGUAAUGAAUGUAUUCACAUGGUACAAUAUUUGUCUUUUAGAUGAAAUUACCUUUGCUUCAUGGUUGGUUCCUGCAAAUAACUUCAGGCCAACUUUGGGAAAAUGCAGUAAUACUGCCAUCAGUCUAAAAUCUACUUCAAGAUUUAGAGUUAGGGUGAAGAUUAGUGUUAGUGUAUGCUGGGUUUCUGGAGCACUGGCUUCAAUUUGUUGUUUUGUAUGCAGCUGAGCUGAGUCUGUGCUCUCACGUCUAUAGUCAGAUUGUCAUGUCUUGAUUUUCAGGACAAUUACCGUAUUGGAAAAGAGUGAUACACAAACUGACCUCAUAAUAAAACAGCGUAUAGCUGAAGUGUUGGUAGAGGACUGCGCAGAGACUUCUCUAAGGACAAAAUGUACGUCUGUUGAGUGUGGUGCUCUGAAGCUUGAUUUAGGAGGUGGUGGGUUUAGUUGGUGUGUUGCAACUUUUUGUUACCAGGAAACAUCCUCCACCUCUCUCUUACAAACACCUCAGCCAGUUGUUCUGGGUUUCUUCUCUGGAGUUAUCUGUUCCCUUUCUGGGCCCUCUGGCAGAACUGAACGUUAAACACCAGUGAAGGGAUGAUGCAACAGCACAGCAUCACUCUCUCACAGAAAGUUGUCUUUCCUGUCUUCUCUCUCUCACUGUGAUGCUUAGGGCUCCCUAUACUGUUAUGCUAACACCUCUCUCUAUUUUAAUUGUGUAAUAUAGGUCGUAAGCUCCACAGAGUCUAGUUUUUGUCCGUCUCUGUAUGACGCUACACACAUCAGCAAUGCUAUCUAAAUAAUGGUUACUAAUAACAAAAUGCAGGUGCCAAUUUUCCUAAACUUAGCAUCAUUUACCUCGACUCUAACUCACUGAUUAGACAUUAUCCCUGCUUCUCUAAAGAUAAAGAUUACUCUUUCUGACAGCCAGGACCAGGGCAAAUGAUAGCUGCUUAUUGUCAGGUGAGUGGAGUCUCAAAAUCAGGUGAUUGAACAAUACCAGGGCUAGAAAAAUAGGAAGAGCAUAUUUUACUUGUGUCUUUUUUUUUUUUAUGAGUAAGCACAGAUUUCAUUUUUGAAGUACACAAGGAACAUUGUCUUGUUAAUGUUCCAGGCACUCAGAGGUGCUGCAAGGCUUAUAGUGCACUGCUACUGCAAUAUAAUACACAAUACAACACAGUGCUUCCCUUACUUCUGCAUAGUUCUCUGAGGUUUUUCUUUAAAGUGGUGACAUUUCAGGCUUUGAUCCACAUUCGGAGAUUUUACAUUGAAUUUCUGCAGUGUGCUAAAAUAGGUAUUUUCUGCUAUUCUUCACCUCUGCUAAAGUUGCUCUGUGCGAAACAAUGUGAUGCUUAUGCUUAAUUGGAGCUUACUUUAAUUUCAAUUUUAAAAAGAUCUCAAGCGUGAGCACCAGAUCCGUCCUCUGUCUCCUUACAACAGUAAGUGGUUACUUCAGUUUUGAUGGAUCAAAGUGAAAGUGCACAACACCUUCUGAAUCUGCUCUUUUACAAAGGCUGUUCCCUCUGAAAAUCUCUCCUGCUUCCUAAGGCUGCUGCUGCUCUCGACAGAAACGCCUGUCCUCUGCAGGUACUGUAGGGGGCAUCUCACACUGUAAAAGAUGAGCAUCAUACGAUGUAGUAAUUGGUUUCAUUUUGCACUGCACAGCACAGCCUUUGUUUGGGUAGCAUUUUGAUUUAAACAGCAAUCCAGGUCUGCCGCACAAAUAAAUUAUUCAAGACUGAGGGGCAGAAUAUGGUUCUGUAACCAGCCUGAGCCAAACCAGCCUGAUAGCGAGUUCUGACCCUUCUGGGAAAGGGUUAAGUGGGUUCUGCUGACUCACUGAGGUAGGUGGCUUAUUAGUUCCCUUGUCUAAAAGAGAGAUAAAAAUGGCUUGCUGGGGAGAAGCCGUCUAGGAUACUGGCUGAGCAGUCAUGAGGGAGAAGCCUUAGAAACAGCUGAACUUUAUUUUCUUAUUGCUUAUAUCCUUGCUAAUAAAGCCAAACCCCCAAAGCAAUAAGGGGGUGGGGAUAAUUUUGGACUCCAUUCAGUACAUGGCCUAUGCUUGAAAGUGAGUUGGGAAAGACUCCAGCUCACAAGUAUAAAUUACAUGAAACAGUGACAUAAAGACCUUGCAUGGUGAAAAUAUUAAAGCAUUCAGUCAUAAGACCAAUAACCAGGAGAGACAGAAAUGAAGGGGUUGAAGGGAGGCUAGAAAGUCAGGUUUUAAGAUUGGAUUUCAGAAGGCGAUACAGAGUCAGUGAAAGAGGAGAGGUCUGCACCAAUUGUUUCGGGUGAUCAGAGCCACAGAGAGAAUGUUUUUUCAGCAAUGACACUUAGUCUGACAUUAGGCUAAAAGAGUAGGUAAGUAUCCAAAUUUGUCUGGGAAGGAUUUUUCAGCAAAUAUGCACUGGGGCUGAUGUUUUUCUCAGCCUCACUUUGCUGCUGCAGGCAGGAACGUGAGGGGUUUUUUUUUGGCAUUAUUUAGUGGAAGGUGAAAGUGCAAAGAGCAUCCAUACAGUCAGUUAAGAAUAUAAACAUAAGAACAUCAGAAAGGCUAUAUGAGGUCAAACCAAAAGUCCAUCUGGCUCAAUAUCCUGUCUCUGAUGGAGAACAACAGUGAAUACCUAGGGAAGAAUAUAAAAGCAGUGACAUAAGUGAUUUUUCCCCAGGAUGGUCUCCCAGCUUCCAGUCAUUUGCAACUCAAGGACUUCCUGAGCCAAAUGUGAUAUUUUUUUAUUUAAUAGCCCUUGACAGAUUUUCCUUCCAUGGAGGUGCCUAAUCAUUUCUGAGUUAUAGACAUUAUAGCCUUGUACCUGUUAGCCUCCAUGAUCUCUUCUGGCAAGAAGUUCUACACUUGCUAUGCACUGAAUGCUAAACCAUCGCGCUGUUUCUGCUCUGAACCUGCUCCUUACCAGCCUACUUCAAUGCCAAGAUACAGAUUCCUGAUUAGAAUCCACAUGACCCACAAGAUUUUACCCACUUCUAUCAUUAUGUCCCACCUUAGCUGUCUGUUUGCAGCCUAAUGGGUUUCUCAUUCCUCCUAUCAGAGCUGAUCCAUGUCUUUAAUUACUCUGACCACUGUUCUCUCAACCCUUCACAGGUCUACUUUAUCAUGUUUGAGAUGAGCGACCAAGUCCUCACACAGUAUUCACAGUGCAGGUGCAGCAGGGAUUUAUCCUGUGGCACAAUGGCCUCCUUUAUUUUUCUGUCUGUUCCUUCCCUGUCAUCUCGUAACAGUUUGCAUGCUUUUUUGGCUGUUGCUGAGCACCAAGGUGACAUUUUCAUUGAACUAUUUAUUAUAGCCACAAAAUCGUGCUGCUGGGUGGCAGUGGUCAUCUCUGAGAUCAUCGUUUUAUAGGCUAAAUUUUCCUAUGUGCAAUGCUUUACAUUUAUUAACCUUGGACUUCAUCUACCAUUUUAGUGCUCAGUGGUUCAGUCUCAUUAAGUCCUGGGUUUUUUUCACAGCUGGCUUCUCAUUUCUACUACUCUUCUUGAUGUCCUUUGAAAAAAAUGUAGAAAUCCAGGUUAUGUGGGAAACAAUGAAGUAAAGAAGGGAUAGCAGGACAGAGAAACACAUCUGAUGUUGGUCUGAGUGAAAUAAGAAAACUAUGAAAGCUGGAGAGAUUGGAACUAGGAAUUAUUGAAAAAGAGAUGUGAAGAGAAUAGACAAAUUAAGGAGCAGAUCUACAGUGGAUAAAAAGGAAGUUAUCUAUGGGAGCCAAAGAGGCUGAUGCCAAACUUGUUUACUUGUAUAAUGGUUUUGGUGAAAGACCAUGAGACAACCUCUGUGGGAAGGAGGGGGAUGGUGGGAUUUACAGAAAUUAUGGAUUUCUGGGAAAUUUGAAGAGGACUGGGAGAAAUGGUGACAUUGAUGGGAUGCCGAAGAUGUUGAUGGGACAUCAGUGGUAAAAUGUGCUAGGUUGGGAAUUCAAGAAGCAAGUUUAAAAGGAAGUGGAAGCACUGCCAGAAAUAGUUACUCCUGGCGUAUCAGCUGCAUGCUGCAUGGCUGUACUGGCAGGCAGGGCUAUAGCCCAUUUCCCCCCCCCUCUAGGAUUUUCAGGGCAAUUUGUUUUAUUGCUUGUGGCUCUAGUUUAGACUGGGUAAUUUUAAAAGGCAUUUAGCACAAUUUCGUUUUUAUACAGCUCCUUGAGAAAUGCUUACACAUUAGUUGUAGUGGAGAGCUAGAUGAAUUAUGAGACAAAAAGUUUUAGUUGGGGAUGGUUAUGCUGCAUUGUCUGCAUUUCCUUAAAAGGUUUAGCUGAAAUAUAUUGGAUAUAUACAUUAUAACGUGAAAACAUAGUAUCCAUAUAACCUUCCUAAAUUUAUAGACAAUCUAGCAGAGAUGCAGAAAGCAUGGGAUUAAUACAGUCUAGGGCUCGGAAACAGAAACUGCAUGCUCAUACACUCCAGCAAAAUCUCUGUGAGAGCUCCCUACCCACUCCAUGGAAUUUCAUUUGCCAUUCAGAGAAACCAAACUGUGUUAAUUUUCUGCCUGUUCAGUUGUGAAGGAACUUUCAAAAAUGUGAACCAUGUGUAACAAAUAAACAGUUCUCCAGAGA
Messenger RNA from Tympanuchus pallidicinctus (lesser prairie-chicken), 8843 nucleotides. RefSeq names its product serine/threonine/tyrosine interacting like 2 (gene STYXL2). The coding region runs from base 188 to 3694 and encodes 1168 amino acids. The record is from RefSeq and is a predicted model, not a curated record. Lineage: Eukaryota; Metazoa; Chordata; Aves; Galliformes; Phasianidae. The transcript has 6 exons. Gene Ontology annotation, biological process: protein dephosphorylation; negative regulation of MAPK cascade. Gene Ontology annotation, cellular component: cytoplasm. Gene Ontology annotation, molecular function: MAP kinase phosphatase activity; protein tyrosine/serine/threonine phosphatase activity.